Molecule: messenger RNA, 1957 nt
Organism: Exaiptasia diaphana
Lineage: Eukaryota; Metazoa; Cnidaria; Anthozoa; Actiniaria; Aiptasiidae
Product: steroid 17-alpha-hydroxylase/17,20 lyase
Biological process (GO): hormone biosynthetic process; progesterone metabolic process
Molecular function (GO): heme binding; oxidoreductase activity, acting on paired donors, with incorporation or reduction of molecular oxygen, reduced flavin or flavoprotein as one donor, and incorporation of one atom of oxygen; iron ion binding
Source: RefSeq, a predicted model, not a curated record
UCACUCGCACAUGUAGAGGCGGAUAUCAGCAGGCACUGUUAGCAAGCACGAGGGAACGACGAAAUAUCCUUUUCCUUCAUGCAGUGAACAUCAUUGUCCUCUUGUGUUUCUCUGCAAAAAAACCUGGUCCAUUGUCAGUUCUCACAAGCUUUAAUCUUUUCACCUGUGAAGCAUUAUUCCUAAGGAUCAGUAGACGUCAACGUUUGUUGAGUGGGGAACUAGUUUGAGAGCUUUCACUUAGACUUUGGAAUACGUAGUCUCGCCWCUGCCUAAACGUCACUUCACUUGUUGUCAAUGCGUCAGAGAACGUUGCAUAGUCUUACUAGUAUAGUUCAGGGAGUGAAUUGCAUUCCAAAUUAACUUUGAUAAGGCAGUUACCAAGUGAGCAAUGAUUCUAGAAGGCAUUGCCAUUUUGAUAGUGGCUUUAACAGCCCUUGUGCUAUCCACCAUAGCAAAGCACCGUUCAGAAGAUAAACGCCUGCCACCAGGACCCGUCCCCCUCCCACUGGUAGGRAAUUUGUUCAACAUGGGUCCUCAGCCACACCUAGGUCUCACGACACUCGCAAAGACAUACGGAGAAAUAUUCCGUCUCACAGUCGGCAUUCAUCGGAUUGUUGUCGUAAGUAGCAUCGAUGCCGCUCGGGAAGCACUCGUGAAACGAUCGAAUGACUUCGCAGGUCGUCCGUUGCUGUAUACUGGCAGUGUCAUAACACGAAAAGGUAGCAGCAUAUCCUUUGGUGAUUUUAACGCAACGUGGAAAAGACAGCGUAAAAUCGCUCAUUCCGCUCUCAAGAUGUUUGGUAGUGGAAUUCAAACACUCGAGCACAAGGUUUCGUCUGAGAUCCACGAGUUACUCAAUAGAAUUAAUGCUAAAACAGACACGUUGUUCGAUCCAACCCAUGAUGUUCAACUUGCAGUUGUCAACAUCGUUUGUUCGAUUGUGUUUGGCUCGCAUUAUGACAUCAAUGAUCCUGAGUUUCAUCGAGUUGUGCAAUACACAGAUCAGUUUGCGAGGGGUUUUCGUGCUGGAAAUCUUGUUGAUUACUUUCCCUGGAUGCGGUUUUUUCCCAAUAAAGGUAUGGAACUCGUCAAACAAGCUGUACAAGAAAGAGACGCCAUCUUGGAACGUAAAUACCAUGAACACUGUGAAACAUAUCAGGAUCACGUAACAAGGGACCUGACCGACGCCCUCAUCAAGGCAACAAAAGCCGAACAUGAAGAUGAUACUAAUUCAGCCUCACCACUCCCUCUGACGGAGGAUAAUGUAAUUGGUACUAUGAGUGACAUCUUUAGCGCUGGUAUUGAGACCAUGUCUACAACUGUCCUUUGGGCCAUUAUUUAUAUGGUACGAAAUCCAAAGGUGCAAAAGAAGAUACAGGAAGAGCUGGAUAACGUGAUUGGGCGAGAGCGCAUGCCCGGACUGAAGGAUCGCGAAAAUCUACCGUACACUGAGGCAGCGUUAGCGGAGGUACUUCGCUAUAGUUCCCCUGUACCUCUUCUCUUCCCACAUUCAACAACUGUGGAUACUUAUCUUAAAGGAUACUUUAUACCCAAGGGCACUGUGGUGCUUGUCAACGCGUGGGCSAUCCACAAUGACCCCACAAAAUGGUCCCAUCCGGAACAGUUUGAUCCGAAAAGAUUCCUUGACGAAGACGGUAAGCUUAUCCCACCAGCAACGUUAAGUUAURUGCCCUUUUCGGCAGGUAGACGUGUGUGUUUGGCUGAAACACUCGCAAAGAUUCAACUUUUCUGUUUUGUAUCUCGGCUACUUYACAAMUUUACGUUCAAAGUUCCUGAAAAUUCACCACUUCCUGAAAAAGAUGGAAUCUUUGGUGCUAGCCUUGUGCCAAAACCAUUUAAGAUAGUGGCUGAAAUGAGAAAUUAAAGUGAGUUUUUCUCCUCUCUUAGUUUUACAUGUAUGUAGUUAAUGCAGUUUAAUAAACUUUAAUUAAUUAUA